Messenger RNA from Pogoniulus pusillus (Red-fronted tinkerbird), 4276 nucleotides. It is a transcript of the gene PGS1, whose product is annotated as phosphatidylglycerophosphate synthase 1. The record is from RefSeq and is a predicted model, not a curated record. Gene Ontology annotation, molecular function: CDP-diacylglycerol-glycerol-3-phosphate 3-phosphatidyltransferase activity. The coding region runs from base 1 to 2670 and encodes 889 amino acids. Gene Ontology annotation, biological process: cardiolipin biosynthetic process. Lineage: Eukaryota; Metazoa; Chordata; Aves; Piciformes; Lybiidae. Gene Ontology annotation, cellular component: mitochondrion. The transcript is spliced from 11 exons.
AUGGGCGAGUCCCCACCAAAGGCUGUGCCUGAGGGGCUUCCAGGAGCCAUCCAGAGCAGCAGUGGCCGAACGACUCCCGCCUGCAGACCCAUUCAAGGGGGCUGUGACCCACGAGGGACAGUGGCGGCAGCGGAGGCUCCGAUGGUGCCACUGCUCGGUGGCUGGGACCAGCGCUGGCUCCGGGAGCCCUGGGAUGCCCUGUGCGGUUGGUGCUUCGGCACUCGGUGUGGCAGUGGGCAGGGGCCGAGGCGCCCGUCUUUUAAUUUGCCCUGGAGGAGCUGCCGUGGCCGCCGCUGCCUCUGCCAGUCAGGAAUAAACACCAGAGGAGCAGUUCUGGGAAGUGAGGCUGCGGUGAACCAGCUGGUCUGCAAUGCAAACGAGCUCUGGAGCGCUGCCGGGGGCGGGAGUGGCGAAACGGGGGCCGGGCCGGGCUUCCCGCAGCCGAGGCUGGGCGGCACGAACGUGGCUCUGCCGGGCACAGCGGCGGAACCCGCACGACACCCAAUCAGGGCUGCGCUUCGCCCUGCCCGGUGUGAGAAGCAAUGGGGACACGAGCAGGGACCAGCACUUCCCUCCGUGACCAUACACUAUGCUCACCCAGGGGAGGUGCCAAGGCGGGCGCAGGGGUCGGCGAAGGACGGGCAGGAGCGCACCCGGGGCCGGGCUCUCCAAGGGCUUUGGGAGAGAAGGGCUCCGGGAGACCCAGGCAGGCUGAAAGCCAGGACGGCAGCCAAGCUCCCGGGGCUCGGGUGUAAGGCCAUCCUGUGUGUGCGUGGGCCGAGGAAAUCCCCGGGCAGGCGCCGCCGGGCACCGAGCCCGCCCUGGGGCGUUCCCGAGCUCUUUCCGACAGUUCCCACUCGGAGCAGGCCCUCCGCGCGGCGGGAGCGGCGGGAGCGGCGGGAGCGGCGGGGACCCGGGCGGCCCGGAAGCGGAAGGGCGGUCCGGCCGCGUCGCCAUGGCAGCAGCCGGAAGCGGAAGGCGCGCAGGCUGAUGGCGGCGGCGGCGGCGGGGGGGACGGCGCUGUGGCGGCGGCUCUCGGCCUGGCUGCCCCGGGGCCGCCUCGGGCUGGCCGCCCUGCUUGGCCGCCUCUCCGACCGCCUGUCUCGUGGCCGCGACCGCCGCGCCCGCAGAUCAUCAUGGCUUCUUCUAGCCCCACUGCUCACCCCUCCUGUCCCUGUGAUCACAGCCCCACCCUGUUCACUCUGUCCAGAAGGAGCACACAGAUUCCAGUGGAUCAGGAACCUGGUGCCAGAGUUUGGAAUCUCCAGCUCACAUGUCAAGGUACUUUCAUCCCCAGCUGAAUUCUACGAACUCUUGAAGGUGCAGCUAAAGACAGCCAAGCAGAGAGUGGUGAUGGCUUCACUGUACCUGGGAACGGGGCUACUCGAACAGGAGCUGGUGGAUUGCUUAGAAGAAACACUGGAGAAAUCUGUUCAAGCCAAAGGAUCAUCUAACUUCAGAGUUUCCAUUCUCCUUGACUACACCAGGGGGUCUCGGGGCAGGAAGAACUCUCGAACUAUGCUGAUCCCAUUGCUGCAGAGAUUUCCCGAGCAGGUCCGCGUGUCCCUCUUCCACACUCCAAACUUGCGUGGGCUUCUCAGGCUCCUGAUUCCAGAGCGUUUCAAUGAGACCAUUGGGCUGCAGCACAUCAAGGUCUAUCUCUUUGAUGAUAAUGUCAUCCUCAGUGGUGCAAACCUGAGUGAUUUGUACUUCACCAAUCGUCAGGAUCGCUAUGUUCUCCUGCAGGACUCUCCUGAGAUUGCAGACUUCUUCACAGAGCUGGUGGAUGCAAUCGGGGAUGUGUCUCUGCAAUUACAGCGAGAUGAUACAGUCCAGAUGAUGGAGGGGAUGGAACACCCGUACCAAGGAGACAAGGUAGCUUACUGUGAGAUAGCAAAUCAAAGGGUCAUGGAGGUGAUCAACUCUGCCAAAACACGGCAAGAGCUCCUUCACGCAAAGACUUUCCACAGCAGCCAGCAAGGCAGCUCCUUGAUAUCCCAACAAGGAUCUCAAGCAUCAGAGGGUCUGAAACCAGAACCUGACACCUGGAUCUAUCCCUUAAUCCAAAUGAAACCUUUUGGGAUUCAAAUAGAUGAGAUGGUCACAGAGACACUGCUGACAGAAGCUGAGCGAGAUGCCAGGAUAUACCUUACCACCGGCUACUUCAACCUGACACAAGCGUACAUGGACCUCAUUCUGGGCACCAGGGCUGAGUAUCGCAUUCUUCUGGCCUCACCAGAGGUGAAUGGCUUUUUUGGUGCCAAAGGGGUGGCAGGUGCCAUCCCUGCUGCCUACGUUUACAUCGAACACCAGUUUUACAGUGAGGUCUGCUACCUUCACCAGCAGGAAAGGGUUCAGCUGCAGGAGUACUCCAGGGCUGGGUGGACCUUCCAUGCCAAAGGCCUCUGGCUGUACCUGGCGGGGAGUGAUCUUCCCUGCCUCACUCUCAUUGGCUCCCCAAAUUUUGGAUAUAGGUCGGUUCAUCGGGACUUGGAAGCCCAGGUUGCCAUAGUGACUGAAAACAAAGCUCUGCAGCAGCAGCUCCAUCGGGAACAGGAGCAGCUUUAUCUCUGCUCAAGUGUAGUCUCCUCAGCAACAUUUGAGCAGCCAAAUCGUUAUGUGAAGCUGUGGGUGAAGCUGGUAACACCUCUGAUCAAAAAUUUCUUUUGAAAGAAGAAAAGCUUCUGCUUUAGGUUGAAGGUCCAGACAUAGGUGGGACCACGCAUCCGUGUCUUAUAGACAGGACAUUCAUAGACGUUCUUGGUGUCCAGACGGUCGGCAGGGAUGGCUCUGAUGAAGAUGACUGGCAUCAAGGGCGUCAGCUCCUUCAGCCGGGCGUCUGCCAUCGUGCCGGAGGGCACGUCCCAUCGCGCGCCUGCAACGUUAGCAGAUUGUCAGGGUACCAGGGGCUUUGUCUCUUGGAGGGGUUGUUUUCAGAACUACUGCUGGGUGGGAAGGAGUUGCUGUUAGCAGCAGGGUUUAGGUUGCAGUGUGAACGUUGGUUGGGUGGCAAUGCUUGGUAGUCGUUGGGGCUGUUUUCUCAUCUCACUGUGAUUCCUGGAUGCGUUUUUGCCUUACUGUGUGUGGGAUGCCUCAAUAAACUCUGUCCCCGCUCAUCCCUUCAGCAUGGGUUUGCAUGGAAGCUGCAGAGUUGGAGACACGACCUGGCUGUGGUGAGACUAUGCUAAGCUGUCCUGUGUGGUCUGUCCACCUUGCACUGCUCUGCCAUCUCUUUCCCUCUACUUGUUUAGCAGCAAUUACUUUAGGUUCUGGGUUUCCUGGGUUGCCUUACUCGCGCAUCACAUAAGAGUGUAGUGCAUUUAUUCCCUAGAACCGUGAACCUCAAAUGACUCAGUCCUCAGGUUGGGAAUCUGCGAUCUCAGUUUCCAAACCCCAGCCCCCGGGGUCUGAAACUGCUCGUAAGCGGCUGGGUGCUGCCCUCGGCUGGCGUGUCCCUGACACUGGCGUGGAGCAACGGCUCUGCUGCUCAGUCACAGGAGCCAGCGAGUACCAGCACCUGCCCUCUUUGCAGGGGUUUUCAAGGCUGAAUUGGGCCUUCUCCUUAUCUAAAACAUCUUAUAGAAGAUACAGUCUUUUACCUUCCAUGAAUAAUCCGUGCACAUAGGAGCCUUCUCGGGGUGGAGCUCUUACAUCGUCCUGGCUUUUCUUGGUCACUUCUACGGAGAGACACAUCUUGUCGAGUGGCCACUCGUUUUUCCUGGCCAUGGACUGCAUGAUGGCAGUGAGGAAGGACUGGGGGUUGAAGAACCCUGCCAGCCACACUGUUGCAGGCAGUGCAAAGUCUGUUGUCCAGACUUCCAGUUCCUGGAAAGAAAAAUCAGCAAAGUACUUUAGAGCAAAGCGUGGCCUUCAAGUAGUAGAAUAUUGCUUUGGUGUGACAAAGAACUGAUGUGUCCCUGUGCCUAAGGUGAGUUCCAGAUAAUCCUCUAGAUGGGGAGGCUGGGAUGGAGGUGAUCUGUGAGGAAUAAACAGCAGAUUCCACUGCAGCACUGACAUUUAAACCAUAAAUUUGGAUUGCAGUAAAUUCUGCUGCUAUUUUUUUUUAACAAAGCCACACUUUAAAUAGAUUAUUUUAUGAAAUGUAUUUUUCUUCUGGGACAUGGAAAGUUUUGGUGGGGUUAGCUAAUACUCUAAUGGUGAUAUGCUCUGAUGGUGAACCCUUUCUCAAUCAUCUGCUCUCCUUCUUGGAGCCCUUUUCAGGUACUUCAGACUGCUUAAUUUAAUAUUGAAAAAUAAACCAGUUAACCACUGUGCA